CCUCGGCUUGUUAAUAUCAUCCUUGCUCCUCCUGCGCCUGUCAACAUGCCAGGCCGGGGAGUUCGCCUGCAGAUCAACCUGGGCCAAGUGAACGCGUGCCUCUCACCCGUGCAAAAGGAAGAUCUUAGCAACAAGAUUAAAGAACAAAAAGUAGUCGUGGAAGAACUUUCUAAUCUGAAGAAGAACCGGAAAGUGUAUAGACAGCAACCAAACAGCAAUAUAUUCUUUCUUGGAGACCGAGCAGAAAUAUUCUCUGAAAGCAAAAAUGUAUUGGAUAAUCUGCGAAAACAGUACCAAGAAGCAGAGACCCUAGAGAAGACCAAAAUCCCAAAAUAGUCAAUUAGGUGUCAGGUCAAGAUGUGUGGCAUUGGCUGCUUGGUAAGCUUCUCUGUUGAGCAUCUCAGCAAGGACUUGAAAGAAGGUUUGCUGUCUAAUCUUAAACGAAGAGGCCCCGAUUGUAGUAAACAGUUGUCAAGGUCGAACACGCACUACCAGUGUUUCUUUUCUGGCCAUGUCCUCCACCUAAGAGGUGCUGUGACUGCCCAGCCUGUGGAAGAUGAGAGAGGCGAUAUGUUCCUUUGGAAUGGGGAAGUCUUUGGUGGGGUGCAGGUGGAAGCAGAAGAGAAUGAUACUCAAGUAAUGUUUCAUUUUCUUUCUGCAUGUAAGAGCGACUCUGAUAUCACAUCCCUCUUCUCGGAAGUCCGAGGCCCUUGGUCUUUCAUAUACUACCAGGCAUCUAGGCACUGUUUAUGGUUUGGUAGGGAUUUCUUUGGUCGUCGUAGCUUGCUUUGGCAUUUUAGUGAUUUACAUGGGAGCUUCUGCCUUGCUUCUGUUGGUGGCCAAAUACCCGGUGGGACCCAUCUAUGGCAAGAAGUUCCAGCAUCUGGAAUUUUCAGAAUUGAUCUCAUGUCUGCUUCUGUUUCUGGACAUGUGGUUUUAAGAUUGUGUCCCUGGAGGUCUGUUUCUGGGGCGCAUGCUCUCAGAGACCAGAGUGGCACCAUGGCUUAUCUCAAAGCAGACUUGCCUCCCUGGGUCUCCGUGGAAGCAAAUGAAGCUAGCCUAUAUCUUAGAGAACCUGUUGUCCCUUUAAAUAUGAUGUCACCACAAGCCCAAGUUGCAGUUGAUGGCAGUGGCCUUGCCAGUGGACCACCUACAAAAGAAACUCUUCAGGCUUUUCUUCGUGAUGGACACACAAAGCAAGCUGUACAGCAAUUCAUUGAAGUCCUGAGUACCGCAGUCAAGAAACGUGUCUUGUGUUUACCGAGGGACAAAAAUAUGACACCUAGUGAAGUUUUCCAAGCCUCUGAUAAGAAAGCAAAUGUGGCCAUCCUUUUCUCUGGGGGCAUUGAUUCCAUGGUCCUUGCAGCCCUUGCAGACCGUCAUAUCCCUUUGGAGGAACCCAUUGAUCUUCUUAAUGUGGCUUUCAUGAUGAGAGAGACUGCCAGUGACCAAAGAAAGGAGAAACAGAAAAACUGUAGCAAAAACUUUUCAGAAUCUGCAAAUGCUGCUGCUGCUAAUCCUGAGAAACAAUUUAAUGUACCAGAUCGCAUCACAGGAAGAGCAGGACUAAAGGAACUACAAACUGUUAGUCCUUCUCGGAUUUGGAAUUUCAUUGAAAUUAAUGUUUCUCUGGAAGAGCUGCAAGAGUUAAGAAGCUCUCGAAUAUGCCAUUUGAUCCAGCCUUUGGAUACAGUUUUGGACGAUAGUAUUGGUUGUGCAGUCUGGUUUGCUUCAAGAGGUGCUGGUUGGCUGGUCACCCAGGAUGAAGCGCAACCAUAUCAGAGCACCGCAAAGGUGAUUAUUACUGGGAUUGGUGCAGAUGAGCAGCUGGCAGGCUAUUCUCGCCAUCGUGUCUGCUUUCAGACACGUGGGUUGGAAGCGUUGAACAAGGAAAUCAAAAUGGAAAUUGGUCGAAUUUCUUCUAGAAAUCUUGGGCGUGAUGACAGGGUUAUCGGUGAUCAUGGAAAAGAAGCAAGAUUUCCAUUCUUGGAUGAAAAUGUUGUUUCCUUCCUAAAUUCUCUACCAAUCUGGGAAAAAGCAAACUUGACUCUCCCCCGCGGACUCGGUGAAAAGCUGCUUCUGCGCCUUGCAGCCUUGGAACUUGGAUUAACCGCCUCUGCUCUUCUGCCUAAACGGGCCAUGCAGUUUGGAUCCAGAAUUGCAAAAAUGGAAAAGAAAAAUGAAAAGUCAUCCGACAAAUGUGGAAGACUCCAACUCGUUCCCUUAGAAAAUCUUUCUCUUGGAAAGGAAAUCAUCCAGUGAUUUGUUAGCUGGCCAUUUACUACAUGAUAACGAAAUAAAAUGUUGCUGCUUUACUCUGGCA
This is a messenger RNA of Suncus etruscus (white-toothed pygmy shrew), 2323 nucleotides long. RefSeq names its product asparagine synthetase domain containing 1 (gene ASNSD1). Bases 358 to 2262 code for a protein of 634 amino acids. The transcript has 6 exons. Lineage: Eukaryota; Metazoa; Chordata; Mammalia; Eulipotyphla; Soricidae. The record is from RefSeq and is a predicted model, not a curated record. Gene Ontology annotation, molecular function: asparagine synthase (glutamine-hydrolyzing) activity.